ACCAGGGCUGGAUUAACGAGCAGCAGCAUCAAGUAAAGACAGUAAUAGGAUAAAGCCGAGGGGAAAGAGCACAAAUAGACCUGGCCCGGUCAAGACACCUUCAGACUGUCAACACGGAGCACUUUGUUUAUUCCGGCAGGACGAGAAGCAGCUUCUGUCAUCUGCUGAGUUUGUUUCCUCCAUCAUCAUCUCACACUGUGACCUGAAGAUGAAGUUACUGCUCGGCUUGGUCGUGGUGGUGGUGACACUGGGCGUCCUCAACUCUGCCCCUGAGGAUCAACCCAAAGACGUCUCCGAGGAGACUUUGAAACAGUUGUCUGAGGAUGGAGAGAAACUGGUGGACGAGGAGGUGAAGAGAGCUCUGUAUGGAGUGAAGCAGAUGAAGGAGGUGAUGUGGAGGAACGGGCAGAAACACGAGCACCUCAUGAAGUCUCUGAGACACAGCAGCGACAAGAAGAGGGGGGCAGCCCAGCUGGCUAAGGAGGUGACAGAGAAGCUGGAGGAGGCGGAGGAGCAGUGCAGAGACUCCCUGCAGUCUGAGUGGGAUGAGUGCAGACCCUGUCUGGAGGAUGCCUGUAAAACUUUCUACACCUCCACCUGCCGCAGGGGGUUCACUACUUUCAAAGCGAAGGUGGAGAAUUUUUUCCACAGGGUUUCCAGGCGCUUUGGCUCCCGUGAACCUCGCAUGGAUGCAGGGGACAUCCUGGUCAACCAGGGCCCCGAAAACACAGACAAAGAGGUCGACAACAUCGAGGACUCCUUCAACCGCCUGAUCACCAAGGUGGACGUGGUGGUGAACCGCAGCGUCGCUCUGGUGUCCAGGAUGAGCAGCAGGCUGGACAAAGUCCUCCGGAAAACCUUCCUGAACAACAGCAACGUGCUGACGGAGGAGAGCACCACCGACCCCUACUACCCAGGACGAGACUCUGGCUUCCUGCAGGGCGUGGGCCUGGAGGAGGUGCUGGACUCCUUCUAUGACUUUGGCAAGAGCGUGGUGGAGGAAUUCGGAGCCGUGGUGACCCAGGUGUUCGAUGACCUCCAUGGGGCAGUGGAGGAAGAGAAGAAGAAAGAGAGGGCAAUUUUCCCCCGCUUCCUGCGGAACCAGAAGUUGUGUAGAGACCUUCGCAAACAGACCUCUGAGUGCUGGCAGCUCCAGAGCCAGUGUGAGGUCUGUCAGGGAGCCCUGCUCACAGAGUGUCCCAGUGUGCGUGAGCUGCACGUGGAGCUGGACGAGGUGUCCCAGCUGGUGGACGUGUCCAAAGAGCAGUAUGAUGAGAUCCUGUCCAUCGUCCAGCGUCACACAGACGAGACGGUAAACUGGCUCAGUGACAUGGCUGCUGAGUUCAGCUGGGUGUCUCAGGCCAUUAGCAACAGCAGCCCCACUGAAAACAUCUUCAGCAUCUCCAUGGUGGCACCAAAGGGACAGGAUGAGCAGAACGGGUCUGUCUCUGAGACCAAGGUGGAGGUGAACAUCCUGAACUCUCCCCUGCUCAUCCUCUCUGUUCCCGGGGAGCUGGAGCCGCAGGACCCGGCCUUCAUCCAGUACGUGGCCCAGGAGGCUCUGGACAAAUACAAGGAGAUGGUCAGUGACGAGGAUGAAUAAAUCGACAGCACAGCUGCUUUUACCUGCACCUUCUUUACGAACAGAACUAGACUGUGUUCCUGUGAAGUAGAAAUAAUCCCGUUGAAAUGUAAAUACAUCUGAUCUAUGUCACUUACUGCCGUUUGUUGAAUGUAAAAAGAAGACGAUGUACCGCUCACCUGUUGUCAAAUGGUGUAA
Messenger RNA from Paralichthys olivaceus (Japanese flounder), 1780 nucleotides. RefSeq names its product clusterin-like 1 (retinal) (gene clul1). Gene Ontology annotation, cellular component: nucleus. The record is from RefSeq and is a predicted model, not a curated record. Gene Ontology annotation, molecular function: misfolded protein binding. Lineage: Eukaryota; Metazoa; Chordata; Actinopteri; Pleuronectiformes; Paralichthyidae.